This is a messenger RNA of Trichomycterus rosablanca, 8666 nucleotides long. It is a transcript of the gene arhgap35b, whose product is annotated as Rho GTPase activating protein 35b. Gene Ontology annotation, cellular component: cytosol. The transcript is spliced from 7 exons. Gene Ontology annotation, molecular function: GTPase activity; GTPase activator activity; GTP binding. Gene Ontology annotation, biological process: regulation of axonogenesis; Rho protein signal transduction; regulation of cell size. Bases 789 to 5324 code for a protein of 1511 amino acids. NCBI's taxonomy places the organism in Eukaryota, Metazoa, Chordata, Actinopteri, Siluriformes, Trichomycteridae. The record is from RefSeq and is a predicted model, not a curated record.
CACCCUUAUACAGCAGUGCAUAUGCUUGAAUCUCAUCUGGAUCUCGGCGUGGUUUUAGAUUCCUCCGCUGUUUUUGUCACUGUGAGCGGAUUCUUUUUCACUUCUUUGGGGAAUUCUGAGCCGCACAUGCUGGCCGCAUAGGAUGAAAUCAGCAUAUUUAUUACGGGCACAACAAAGGAUACCAGAAUUCAUCUGAACGAACGCUGGAGAGGCCUGGGAAUCGAACAUAUGAUGUAUCUAUCCUUAAUCGAAUAUUUAAUAAGUGCAAGUUGAUGUUUCUUAAUCGGACAUUGGAAAUUAAUGGAUUUUGUCAGGCGGCACCAGCAGCAGGAGGCUGAACACUAUUCAAAACGGAAUUGUCUGCACAUUUUUAAAAGCCCAGAAUAAAAGCAAUAAUAUAUUAAUCGCUAAAAUACAAGACUGACAUUUUUAAGAAGCAUUUUGACCGCGUGUGAAUCAUCAGACCGGCCGAAAUCUCCCACCGCCGGCCUGGGCUGGACCCGACCCGACCCGACCCGACUGGGAGGAGGGACUGGAAGGACGCCAAAGAAGGACAAGUCAUCUUAAACCUUUAAUAUUCACAGUCAAGCCCAAGAGAUUAAAUUAUUACCUUUAAUGUUUUACUUUCUCAAUAAUAUGGGCAAGAAACAAUCUGACAUAAUUACUGAUACUGAGCCACUAAACACCACUGAAGCGGAUAUGAUUAAAUAAAACCUUUCUGCUGUUUUUAAUGAACAUGUUUGUCAGCGUCAACCUUUGCAGGAUGGCAAGAUGAGUGCCUGCUUACAAUGAUGGCUAAAAAGCAAGAUUCACGGACGCCGAUCUACAACCUGAUCGUUGUCGGUCUAUCAGGCACUGAGAAAGAGAAGGGCCAAUGCGGGGUCGGGAAGUCCUGCCUUUGUAACCGCUUUGUCCGCCCCAGUGCGGAUGACUUUCAUCUCGAUCACACGUCUGUGUUAAGUACCAGUGACUUUGGUGGUCGAGUUGUCAACAAUGACCAUUUUCUGUUUUGGGGCGAGGUGGAGCGCGUUUUGGAAGAUGGCACAGAGUCCAGGAUGCAUGUCGUGGAGCAGACGGAGUUUAUCGAUGACCAGACGUUUCAGCCGCAUCGGAGCACGGCCUUGCAGCCCUACAUUAAAAGAGCCGCCGCCACAAAACUGGCCUCUGCUGAGAAGCUCAUGUAUUUCUGUACAGACCAGUUGGGCCUGGAGCAAGACUUUGAGCAAAAACAAAUGCCAGAGGGUAAGCUACAGGUGGAUGGCUUUCUGCUCUGUGUCGAUGUAAGUCGAGGCAUGAACCGUAGCUUUGAUGACCAAAUGAAGUUUGUCACCAACCUGUUUAAUCACAUAAGCAAGACGAAAAAGCCCGUCGUGCUGGUUCUCACUAAAUGUGAUGAAGGAGUUGAGCGAUACAUCAAGGAUUCUCAUACGUUUGCGAUUACUAAGAAGAACUUGCAAGUCGUUGAAACAUCGGCUCGAUCCAACGUCAACGUCGACUCCGCUUUCCUCACGCUGAUUCAACUCAUUGAUAAGGGCAGGGGCAAGCAUAAGAUAAUACCUUAUUUCGAGGCUUUAAAGCAUCAGAGUCAAGUGAUCGCCUCAGCGAAGGACAGAUAUGAAUGGUUGGUGAACCACAUCGUGAAGAAUCACAAUGAGACCUGGCCGGCGAUGAGCCGACGCAUGCAGACAGCCCCGGAAUACAAGGAAUAUGUCUUUCUAGAAGGUUCAGCAAAGGCAAAAAAGCUUUUCCAGCAGCAUAUUCAUCGGCUUAAACAGGAGCACACCGAGAGACGUCGUAAGGGGUACCUCGGCGCUCUUCCUUUGGCUUUGAGCUCUUUAGUUUCGGAGCUGGCUGAAAUCGAGCACUUAAGCUGGUCUGGCGUGCAGAAGGUGCUGGAGUCCAAAAAGGACUUUGACCAUUGGUUUGUGGUUCUCGAGGAUGCCCCGUGGGAGGACACGCCUCACCUUGACAAUAUGGAAGAUGACCGCAUACCCUUUGAUGUUCUGGAUACCACUGCAGCAGAGAUCAUCUUUGACGCUCACCUCGACCAUUUGCGAAACGAGUGCAAGCGCGCCGAGAUGCGCCAUGAAUUUAAAAUGAAACUCGCGUCCUCGCCCUUUGUCACCCCUGGCAGGCCGUGGGAGGAGGCUCGCAGCUUCAUAAUGAAUGAAGACUUCUAUCAGUGGCUUGAGGAACCAGAAUACUUAGAUAUCUACAACAGACACCAAAAAGUCAUCAUUGACAGGGCAAAGGAGGAUUUCCAGGAGCUUCUGCUCGAGUAUUCCGAGCUGUUUUAUGAACUAAAGGUGGAUGCCAAGCCGAGUAAAGAAAAGAUGGGAGCAAUUCAAGAAGUACUGGGAGAAGAGCAGCGCUUCAAGGCGUUACAGAAACUGCAGGCCGAGAGGGAUGCUUUGGUACUGAAGCAUAUCCACUUUGUUUAUCACCCAACCAAGGAUACCUGCCCAAGCUGCCCACACUGUGUUGACAGCAAGAUUGAGCAAAUAUUAGCUUCAUGCUUUCCUACACGCUACCCCUCCUAUGGAAAGUCUUACAUGAAUGACAGCAAGCCCGAAAGAAUUAAUCUAGUCAUCUUGGGCAAAGACGGUUUAGCAAGAGAGUUGGCCAACGAGAUCCGGGCCUUGUGCGCCAACGAUGACCUUUACGUCCUUGAAGGUAAAAUGUAUGAGCUUGUACUCAGGCCGAUUGAAGGUAAUGUCAGGCUUCCUGUUAACUUCUUCCAUACCCCCACGUUUACGCCUCACGGAUGCUUGUGCUUGUACAACUCGAAGGAAUCUCUGUCUUACGUCGUUGAAAGUAUUGAGAAGUUGCGAGAGUCCACGCUUGGCAGGAGGGACAGCCACAUCGCUGGGCUUCCUCUGUCCCUCCUGUUGGUCACCAAGAGAGGAAUGGGAACAUUAGGUGACCUUGGUGGGGAGACUGCCCAAAUCUUGAUUGCACAGGGUCAGCAGAUAGCCAUUAAACUGCAGUGUAAUUAUCUGGAACCUGCCCUGCCUGGUUCAGGUUAUGGACGAAAUGUGAAUGAAAAGCAGAUAAACCAGGUGAUAAAGAGUCUCUUAGACAUUCGGAGAAAUGCUGUGUUCCGUAGUGGUUCUCCAUCCCCACCCCCUCUACCUCAGAGUAUCAGGGACCUGCAGCAGGACCAGAGUCCAGAGGCCGAUUUGCGUAUCGUUAUGUGCCUGAUGUGUGGCGAUUCCUAUGAUGUAGACCAACUCCUCUCGCCCUUCUUGCUGCCUCAGCAUUGUAGACCAACCUAUUCCAGCUGUAAUUCAGUGCUUUUAGAGCAGUCAGUCAGUGGCCAAAGGCUGACUAUAGAGCUGUCUCUACUGUCCUAUCAUGCUUCUUUUACCAUGCGUAAGAGUCGACUGGCACAUGGGUACAUAGCCGUUUACUCUGCUCGCCGUAAGGCCUCGUUAGAAACCUUGUGUGCCUUGCUCUGUGAGGUCCCGGACAUUGUUCCAGUCCAGCUGCUAGCUGUUGGAGAAACCGAGACGGAGCUCACAGACUCUGAGUCGGUACGAGAGCUGCUCACCCAAGGUAAAGAAUUGGCCAGUGAAAUUGAGGGUAAUUUUGCCAGUGUGGUCUGUGGAGCCGGUGGAGUUGUGGGAGGCUUGCACAGGAUAGACCUUUUUCAGUCAUUCUUCACGGAGGUAGUGGAAAAGAAGACUCUAGUCGAAGCCACUCAUACAUAUGAUAACGCCGCAGAGGCCUGUAGCACAAACGAGAAUGUGUAUUCACCCCAGUGUGGUUCCCCGAGCCCUGUCACUAUGCUUUUAGAUUAUGAGGAGGACAUGGAAGCCUCCCCGCCUUACUACGAUGGUACUCUCACCUCUCACAGUGGAUUUCGAAUCCCUGACAUGGACUCUGGUGACACGUUCUCUGUCAUAUCUGAACUUAGCACCUUUGAGAACAAGCUGAACAACAAAGGCUCUUCACACGUGAGACCCAGGCCCAGUGUCACCUUCGACAUCAGAAAGCACAACUUCAACCCUUACAUGGACUCCGGUACCCAUCGACGUUCUUUUACCUCCAAUGUGACUUGGCCCUGUGGAGACGGAGUCUACGAUCCGUCUGACUAUGCCGAGCCAGUAGAUGCAGUCUCCAAGCCUCGACCCAGGCAUGAAGAAUGCAUAUACUCAGUGCCUCAUGACAGCACACAGGGUAAGAUCAUCACCAUCCGGAACUCUAACAGGAUGCACUCUAACGGAGGCGUCAAUGGCUCCGACAGCGAAGGGGACGGUAACUCUUUGGAGCGUCGCAGGAAGUUCUCCGCAGCGGGAGUGAAGCCACGGCUAUACAGGGACCGUUCCAAGCGCCUGGGCAAGUUUAGCAACUUCCGCACCAGCUUCUCUAUCGGCAGCGACGACGAGCUCGGCGUACUUCCCAAGACAAAGGAGGAUGAAGUAACGGUUUUGAAGGGAGAGUCACUUAUCGAAGAAGGAGACGAUAAAAAGAGGAACAUUCUAAGGAGCCUUCGUCGACCUGGCAAAAAAACUCGACUGAAGCCCCGACAUUCUAUCUCCAAACCCUUGGAGAGUACUUACUUUGGGGUGCCUUUGGUUACCGUUGUGUCACCUGACAGGCCAAUCCCAGUGUUUAUCGAUAAAUGUAUUCGCUUCAUUGAAGCCACAGGUUUGACCACGGAGGGAAUAUACCGAGUGAGCGGAAACAAGUCUGAGAUGGAGACCAUGCAGAGACAGUUUGAGCAGGACCACAGUCUGGACCUGGUGGAGAAGGACUUCUCUGUGAACACGGUAGCCGGAGCACUGAAGAGCUUCUUCUCCGAGCUGCCCGAGCCGCUGAUCCCAUACAGUACUCAGGUGGAGCUGGUGGAGGCUUUCAAGAUAAACGAUCGAGAGCAGAGGCUGCACACCAUGAAGGACCUGCUGAGGAGGUUCCCUCGAGAGAAUUAUGAAGUUUUCAAGCACAUCAUGGGUCACCUGAACAAGGUCAGCCAGUGGAACAAAGCAAACCUGAUGACCAGCGAGAACCUGUCCAUCUGCUUCUGGCCCACGCUGAUGAGGCCGGAGGUCACCACCAUGGACGCGCUGACCCUCACGCCCACCUACCAGGCCAUCGUGGAGACCUUCAUCCAUCAGUGCGCCUUCUUCUUCUACAACCAGGCGCCCGUCGAGUCUCCCACCGGACUCUACGGCUCCGCCGUGUCCUCCGUCCUGCCCCCCUCGCCCGGCGGCGCGCCCUCGUGCGGCCCUCCGCCCUCGCGCUUCAGCCCGUCCCCUCUGUCGCCCCCCGGGUCGCCCCCGCAGAGCCCUCACACCGACGCGUCCGAGGCGCACACACUGUGAGACGGGCGGAGUUGAUCACGCGCUGAGCUCUACGCUUGCGUCCUGCUUUCCUUUACUUGAAACCAAUCGAUUGUACGAAUCUACACUCGCACAUUUAUAAAUGCUGCAUCUUUUUACUUUAUGCCAAGCGCCACCGCUGCAGGAAUAAGUUUGUGAACCCUUCUGAUGUGCAGAAAUUAUUCAGUUUGUCAAAAAAAAACAAAUACGCCCAAACUAAUAACACACAAACUUUAAUCUUUAUUUAAAUCUAUUUACCAGGCAGAUUAAUAAAUGAAAUAAUCUAGGAAAAAUUAAGUAUGUAAACCUUAAAUGUGUGUAAAAGUGUGUAAACCGAGAUUCUGAACUCCUCGGUUGCCACCGGUCGGCUGGGCGCCAUCUAGCGGGCAUAACAGGCAGUGCCUGGAGCAGACACGUUUCUGCUAGGGCGGGAUGACCGGACUAUGUGGGUGGGGUCUUCAAACGCUGUGUAAGGACUCUGAUUAACAGAUAGAGAGACGCUCGUGCAGAGCGCAUGGGUGAAAAAGGGUUCCGCUAAGGGCUGUGAGCAGCAGUGUAACCACCUCGACUCCAAUCAGGGAUCCACCAGCAGCGGAAGACAGAUUGACUAUAAUAAAAUGGGAGAAAAUGUCUAAAAAAAAUAGAAUUCAAUUAACAGUGAAUAAAGAUCAGACCACAGAUUUAACGGAAGGGUUCACAAACUUUUUUCUUGCUGCUGUGUAUACAUAAACACUAUAUGGACAAAAGUAUUGGGACGCCCCUUCUAGUUAUUACUGAAUUCAUGUGUUUUUGGUACAGCAGUUACUAACCGGUGUAAUAAAUCAGUUAUAUAAAGGAAAUUACAUGCAACCGUUUAGGGAAGGCCCUUUCCUGUGACUGUGCCCCUCUAUAAAGACAUGAAGAAAAUCUCAGAUCAUACAAACGCUGUCAUCUUGUGUCUGAAUGGGCACAAAUUCCCAGAGUGAGAAGCUUCUCAGAAGAGCGACUGCCUGAAUAGCUCACACAGACGUCACUCUGUUUUAAUACCGUUCGUCCAGCAAGCUCAUGAUCAGGCGUCCAGAUACUUUUGGCCAUGUAGUGUGUUUAUAUCUGCAUGCUGCAAAAUAUUUCUAAGCUUUUUAAAACACUGUAGCAAACAUUUUAUGCCUUUUUUUUUAAUGUCCGGAUCAUCUUGCAGUACGAGAUGUCACCGUGUAGGAGGAUCAGAGUUUUUCUAACUUGUACCGUGUGCCGUUUUCAUCUUCUUGUUGUUUUAUUUUCGUGGGAUGGGGGUCUAUUUCUUGUUUAAAGCCACGGUCACACCAGAACCAGAACUUAUCUGUGUUUAACUGGCAAUCAUGAAGGAAUUUUGAUUCUACUUGCCUCAAAAAUGGGAUUUAACUUUGGAGGAACUAAUCAAGGCGCUCUGAUGAUGAUUGGACCAGAAAUCCGGCCUCCCAACUGAUCGCCCCAACAUCCCAACCUCAUCGCUACAUAUUAAUGAUGUGUUUUAGAGUCGAAUUGGGUCACAUUGUGUAGAAUCUGAAACGAUUGGACAGUUUUGGGUCGCCUGUCUGAGUUUCGGGUCUCUGCAGAAGGAAACGGGCGCUUCAGCAUCAUAAAACGUCUGACCUUAACCAUCAGGCUAUAACCGAGUCAGUUAGACACACGUCAUUACUGGUAGAUUAUUUAUUUCUCACAGGUGUAUAAAGUCAAUUCUAAAAACUAAAUGUCAUGCUUUUAACGUUGUUUCAACAGUUUGGGGAAGGCCCUUUAUCAUUUUACCGUGUUUUGACCGUGCCUCUGUGCACAAGGCGAGUCCCAGAAAGGCGUGGUUCCACGGUUUGGAAUUUGUUAUGGAGAAACUCCGGUGGCUUCAGCGACCUCGACUCCACCGAGUAAUUCCGGGAUGAAUCGGAACUUUUGAUUGUGAUUGUGAGCCAGGCUUUCUUGUCAGGUUCUAGCCGCAAGUGGGGCGACUACGCUGUCUUGGAACGGGACGUUUAACAAGCUAGUGGUCAGGUGUCCCAACUAAAUACUUUGAGGCAUGUAUGACCUGGCCAUUGUCCACACAAACACAGUUGGUCGUGUUUGAGAGAGGAAAGGAGGGAGGGUUGGACUGGGUUUCUUCCCACUGUCGCAGCAAUUUGCGAUCUCUGCGACUGGAUCAGGCGCCCCUGCGAGUGGUGGUGGUGGUGGGGGACUCGCAUGGAGCCUAGCAUGGCUCUACGUACUUUGAUGUUACCGCAUUUGUUAAAUAGUCGUUUCUAAUGUGGAAGCAGGUAUUAGAUGCCGACGCCCUUUUCUCGUCAAAACCACUAUGUUUAAUAUCCAGCCACCAAAUUUUGUUCAUAUUUGCUCACGAGAGUUUAAUACACUGUAACCGGGUGUGACCGGGCUUUAAUCCGUUCCUUUCCUUCUCCGCCGCUUUCCCGUUCUCUAAAUGUAGCAUUUCUUUGUAGACGAGGGCGGCUCGAACGGCGGCGACGACGCACGGCGAAUAAAAAUCCAUCCAGGCACUUAGUCUUGAACGUUUUAUCUGAAGAAGUUUAAAACAUAUGGAGUUUUUCGUAAGCCGAACGGAACGGUUAUUAUUGCAUGCUCGUGAUGAUGCUUCUCUCUCUGCUGUUGAUUUUAACCGACCUGCUUCCUCCUUCGAAGACAGCAUGGAUUUAAAACUUAAGAAAAAAUAACUGAAGACGCGAGACGUGAGAGAAACGUCGGGUUUCCUCUCCGCUCCGUGAUGAGUGUGGUGUUUGCAUUUUUUUUUUUUGCUUUUAUUUACUUCCUGUGGAUCCUGCUUUGUUAUUUUAUUUGUUUUGAGACUGAUACGAUAUCCGAUUGACUGAACCUGAGCUAGAGAAGUGGACGAGGACGCACUUGAACUCUGGACUGAAGUGAAGAAGCUUGUCAUGAACGACUCUAAAACCUUCCUUCCCCCUAAACGUGACCGACGGGAUAAAAUCCGGAUGUUUGAUUCUGCGUAAAAAUCUGCACCGUCGUUUUUUACUUACUAAUCUAAAGCACUUUGAUUUUUCCACGUUUGACUUUUAUUUUUUAGACCCCGUGUUCUGUGGAGCGUCGCGCCAAAUCCGGAAUCCGGUGCGGCCCGAAGCCCGGCGUGCGAUUUGUUUGUCUGUUGUGGAUUUUUGUCGUACUCGUGUGAGAUUAAGACCGGACGCGACGGCUGUAAAUACGUAGCCUUCGGACGCUCGGGACGGGCGGCGUGUUUCAGCUCUCUGGACCAUCGGGGUGCGAUUUAUGAAUCCAUGCGGUGCAUCAAGCUACAGUGAUUAUUGUGUGUAGAUUGUAAAUGACUUUUCUCUUCUCUUAAAACAUGAAGCAUUUCUGAAAAUGAAAAACAAA